Leptinotarsa decemlineata (Colorado potato beetle) is the source of this 1219-nucleotide messenger RNA. RefSeq lists its product as uncharacterized. The record is from RefSeq and is a predicted model, not a curated record. NCBI's taxonomy places the organism in Eukaryota, Metazoa, Arthropoda, Insecta, Coleoptera, Chrysomelidae. Gene Ontology annotation, biological process: regulation of DNA-templated transcription. Gene Ontology annotation, cellular component: nucleus. Gene Ontology annotation, molecular function: DNA-binding transcription factor activity, RNA polymerase II-specific; RNA polymerase II cis-regulatory region sequence-specific DNA binding; ATP binding.
UCAGGAAUAGCACACCAUCUGGCAGGCCUGCCUGGUCAUCCACCAGAAUGGGCAAUGUUGGGAGGUAGACAUGCUUAUCCGCACGGACCAUUCAUGCCUCAUCACCAUCCUCAUUUCCCUCACCAUAUGUUUGCCGCUCUGGAUCGUCCUCCGAAUACUUCUCCAAGGAUAGCAAACGAAGCAUCUUCAACAUCACUGGGUCCAAUAUCAAUAAACUGCAGCAGUGCCCACAGUACUACAUCACCAAAAGCCUCACCGAACACACAAGUUGGACUCUUGACCACAGCCGAUGCUCCACCUUCGCCAGAAGAAGACGACAUAUCUGUUACUGCAUCUCCUACUCCAUCACCACAACCACCCCCUACCUUUCCAGGAAUACCACCUCCACCCUUACAAAACAACCACCUGUUCAACAACGCCCUUGCUGCCAGUUUGUUUCUCAACGCACCACUUUUACCCCCACCAGGACAGUGGUUCUACUCCCAGCUCUACCCGCACGAGUGGAGUUGGAUCAACUUCAGAAACAACUCGAUACUUUCGAGGAAUUCACCCGAAGAAGACAUUUCUCAGAAUCCGGAUAGUUCCAGUGACAAAGUGGACGUUACUGAGGUUGACGACGAUGUUAAAGACGAAGACGUUAAAGAUGCUCUCAAAGAUAUUGUUGAUAAAAGUGUUGACAAGGACAGCAAAAGUUCCGAAGGUGUGAAUUUGAGUCUCAGAUUGAGAAAAAGCUCUGCGUCUUCGGUCAGACAAAAAGAUGUUGUGAGUUCGAGUGAUAAAGACGAGACGAAGUGUUCACGAGAUGGCUCUAGACAUGUGUGGAGGCCAUACUAGUUUUUAAACUGUGCAAUGUUUCUCGAUUGUAUUUUGAUCUUGAAAUCUGAAGAAAGGGUCAGUUGAGUUCAGUGUUGAUCAGUAAUUUCUGAAAUUAAAUGUUUUCAUCAGAGUUCACGGCUUUGGUUUACAAAAUUUCCGGCAUUUUGAUUCGAAAUCUCGUUACCAUAUACAAGAACAAAUGGUUAUGAACACUCUUGUUGUGUGUUGAACUCAUUGAAAUAACUGUUGAAUAAUAUCAUUGAUUUGGAAUGUACAGAAAUAUAUUUCACUGUGGAAUGUAUUUGAAUUUUGGUCCCUCCAAUUACCACUGAAAUGAAUGGUACAUGUUGUUUUCACAUUCAAUAUGAAUUGUACAUAAAUGUAAAUUGUUAUCAUCAUUUAU